Messenger RNA from Mugil cephalus (flathead mullet), 3851 nucleotides. It is a transcript of the gene tmem161b, whose product is annotated as transmembrane protein 161B. Bases 227 to 1693 code for a protein of 488 amino acids. Lineage: Eukaryota; Metazoa; Chordata; Actinopteri; Mugiliformes; Mugilidae. The transcript is spliced from 12 exons. The record is from RefSeq and is a predicted model, not a curated record.
CUCUACUGCAGUUGAAAAUACUUGGGAGCGGAGGUUGUAUACCCAUUGAUUUUUUUGACGAUGUAAGUCAUCUCUUUAAGGAUACGGUGACACUUUGAAUGACAACCCCCUUCGUUUUGUGCACAACCAUCGCAAAAAGGGCUUAUGUGCGCCUCGCCGCUUGAUUUCCGACUCGGGGUGCUUAGUGUUGCUGGGGUAGAGUCAGUUUUAGCUGCACUGCAUCAACAUGGGUGUGAUCGGUGUGCAGCUCGUGGUUACCAUGGUAAUGGCCAGUGUAAUUCAGAAAAUCGUACCUCAUUAUUCCUUUGCAAGAUGGCUACUCUGCAGUGGCAGUCUGCGGUGGUAUCAGCACCCUACGGAAGAUGAGUUGAGGAGCUUAGCUGGGAAACAAAAAGGACAGAAGAGGAAAGACAGAAAAUACAACGGUCACAUAGAGAGUAAGCCACUAACAGUUCCCAAGGACAUAGACCUACAGCUGGAGACGAAAUGCAUCACAGAAGUCGACACAUUAGCAUUGCACUACUUCCCAGAGUUCCAGUGGCUGGUGGAUUUCACUGUGGCGGCAACUGUGGUUUAUCUGAUAACGGAGCUCUACUACAGCGUCGCUCAGCCCUCAGGAGAGAUGAACAUCAGUGUGGUCUGGUGCCUGUUGGUGCUGGCCUUCGUCGUCAAGACCCUUUUCUCUCUAACAGCCCACUACUUUAAGCUGGAGGAAGGAGGCGAGCGCUCACUUUGCAUUACUUUCGCUUUCUUCUUUUUUGUCAAAGCCAUGGCCAUUCUCAUCGUCACUGAAAACUACCUGGAGUUUGGUCUGGAGACAGGAUUUGCAAACUUUUCUGACAGCGCGCAACACUUUCUGGAGAACCAGGGCCUAGAGUCCCAGGGUCCCAUAUCCAAACUCACCUUCAAGUUGAUCCUGGCUCUGCUCUGCGCAUUUAUUGGAGCGUUCCUAACUUUUCCUGGUCUACGAUUGGCCCAGAUGCACCUAGAUGCACUCAAUCUAACCACAUCCAAAUUUACACAGACCCUUCUUCAUAUCAACUUCCUGUCCCCUCUCCUGAUGGUCCUGCUGUGGGUGAAGCCCAUUACCAAGGACUACAUAAUGAACCCCACUCUGGGAAAGGAAAGCGUGCCUUUGAUGACUGAACAGACGUAUGAUACUUUGCGGUUAUGGGCCAUCAUACUGAUAUGUGUGCUACGGCUAGCUAUGAUGAGACAUCACUUGCAGGCCUACCUCAACCUGGCCCAGAAGGGGGUGGACCAGAUGAAGAAGGAGGCGGGACGGAUAAGCACUGUUGACUUGCAAAAGAUGGUUGCGCGUGUUUUUUACUACUUGUGUGUAAUCGCACUACAGUAUGUGGCACCCCUGGUGAUGCUGCUACACACGACUUUGCUGCUAAAAACCUUAGGUGGUCACUCCUGGUGGGUCUACCUCGACGAAGACCUGCCCUGCACCCACGAAAUGAACUCUGACUCUGUGAUGGACGCGGCCCCAACACCAGCUCCAGUGGUGGAAGCGGGAGUCCGGUCGUCGGUCGCCCAGCUGUCAGUAGCCCUGGGAGGCCUGCAGACUGUUUUCAGCCCCUUACUUUUCAGGGGCCUCUUCUCCUUCUUCACUUGGUGGAUCGCUGCCUGCCUCUUCUCCACCUCCCUCUUUGGCCUCUUCUACCAUCAGUAUCUCAUGGCAGCAUAGCCCCACCAUUCCAACAGUGGCAUCCCGUCCCCCCGCGGCGCUACCAUAUGUUCAGCCUGAUCAGAAAGGACUGAGCGGGGGGUGGGGUGGGGUGGGGUGGGGUGAGGUGGGGAGGGGUUCUGCUCCACUUCUCCUCCUUCCCUCCGACCACCUCACAAAGACUGAUCAUAUCAUCAGAGCUCCUGGUUCAACUUCCAGUGCUUCCUCCACAGAUGACUGUGAACUCUUUAUUAUUUUUACUUGUACGAACGCAGUGAUGACAAUUUUAUUCCGGUUUCAUUUGGAAAUCCGAAUGAGGCGAGGCGAAAUACUGUGUCUGACAUGCUGAUCGGAAUUAAUUUUUCCGUUUCGAGACGUGGCGCGUCUGUUCUGCUCAAUUCUGCGAUAUAUUUACCGGCGCUAAUGACGAGAGUUUUAAUCGGUGAUAUUUAUGGAGCACGCGCUACGAGUUCAAUCCAUCGACAACUUCAGAUUCAUCGUGAUCUUAUAUUCUGGUUAAUCAUAAAUGCAGCUUCUUUACAGCUUCGUGCAUGUUGUAGGAUUCUGAAAUCGGACUAUUCCUUAAAACUAGUAUUGGCAGUUAUCCACCACUUCUGGGGUUACUCAGCAUGACUGGGUACAUGCUGCCAGGAGCCUUGGCGUUAAGUCAUUGCAACCAUCCAAGAUGUCCAAGAUGGUGCUAAUCUUGUAUAGAAACUACACACAAUUUGGGGGAAACUAAUAACUGCCAUAUUUGGGCCCUACGUUUGUUUCUUGAUAAAGAAUAAUGUGGGUUUUUAAAAAUCAAAGUGGCCUGUUUUUCUCAAAACGUGUCUGACAGUCUUAAAAAUCCUGCUGUAAGGACCAGUGAGGCUCUGUUUAAUGGAGGUGGAGGGAGAGGCAGCCUGGGGUUGGGAGGAGCCGGUCGCCAACCCGGGGUUAUAGAGCGGCAAACACUUGCAAGCGGAGCAAGGGGAGUUGUUGUUAAGCUCACAGAGAGACGUGUCAUUGACUUGACGCUGAUGUGUUCGAAUUUGUCAAAGUGAACGUGACACGUUCUGAAACAAACUUAAGAUUUUCAAAUGAAAGGCGUUCCAGUAGAUUUGUGAUGUUAUCAUUUGCAUUUGUAACCUUCCUGGUGUUAACUGAGCCAUUUUAGGAGCUGUGGGUGAAUUUGAAGUUUUUUUUUGGGUUUUUUUUGGGAAGAGGGGGGAGAGAGGUGGCUAAGCAGAGGUCUAGUCAAAGGGAGGACAGCGCGUUGGGCUCAGUGUCCAUGCGUGUGCAUGUAAAGGAUCUCUGCUGUAACAAGAAAGGGCAUUGUGAUCAAGAAGAGAUGAAGUCAACUACUGUUGAUAAGCUACCGCCUUUGCGUUCUGCGUUUACCCUUUGCUUUUAAACUCAUUCGAGAACAAUUUUUAGUUUGUAUUCUUUUUUUUUUCUAACUGAUCAAAUUGUGGAUGUGUAAAAUUUCUGAUUUUUUUCUUCUUUCUUCUUUUUUUUUUUUAAAAAAAAAGGUGCCAACUGAGUCUGUCCCUGUGGCUUCAGGUUUAAUGUCUGUUAGUGUUUGAAUCUGGACUACAACUCUGCGGCCUUCUGUUUUCUGUAGAUCCGUCUCACUUGUUCCAGUUCACAAAAGGACAUCGGUGUGUGUCGGUGUACUGUAAUUCAUGGUUAGGUAAAUGUACGCACAAACGGUCGUUACGCUGAUGACACCGGCCGACGAGGUUGUCCGGCCUAUUCAGGAAUGUAGGGUACCUGAAACCAGAGUAGUCGCAGCUCUCCGCCACGUCAUUUCAUCAUCGCGUUCCAGAGGAGCUGCAAUCGAUCAAUUCCGGGUCAGAGUUUCGCUUAGAAGACGUUUUAAGAAGACCAGCAGCACCAUAUCAACACAACUCCAGAUGUUGAAAGUCUUACCUUUAGUUUGUGUCUCUUGUUAAAUUAUGGGGAAUAUGCACAUAAUGAAUGUAUCAAUCCUGCCUAAUUUUUAGAUUGUUUUCAUGAAGAUGAUUUGUAUGGUGAGUUUGUUUAACCCCUCCACCCCCACCCCCCGGCUUUUCUUGAACUUGUCUAAUAUCAUCAGAUAAUCUCAUUUGUCCUAAUGACAAUUUCUAUUGAUUGACCAGUCUUUGUUUUUCUAUUUAUUAAAAGUGUUGAGGCCUCUAAACAUUUCUAACGUUAA